CGGCAUGUCUCCAAAGCUUUUUGUCCAUUGCAUCAUGGAACUGCUCUUUCUCACAAUCAGCACUUUAUGUAAUCCCUCUCAGCAAUGCUCAAUGUGCAAGAAGUUCGUCUGGUAACCUUCACUGACACGUUCGAUAUAUGCAAAAGAAUCAGAUUCAAUAAGUAAUAAUUGGAACGAGCAAAACACAAGAAAUGAACGAGUCUUCUCCUGAUCCUUCGCCCGACACCACGGACGACGCCGUGCUGCUCGAGAGAGCCGAAGAAUUUUACGGCGAAGAACGUCUCUUGAAGGCAGCUGAGGUGCUGAAGCAAGUGAAAGACAAAGACAAUUGCUUGACGGAUCGCCACAAAAGAAUUCUUCGGUGGGCGGAUCUUAUCGAGAGCGGUAUCGACAACUUGUUGCAAGAUCCAGAACGAGAUGGAAGUCCCUGGAUCAAACAGAGGGAACAACACGGACAUCGGGAUUUUCUUGUCUUUUAUCAGUUGACAGACAACAACAAACUGAUAGCACGCAUCGACUGUGCCUUUGAGAGCAGCCUGUUGGUUCCUUUGCUAUCGGUUUUCAACGAGUCGGAACUUUUCUCGUCGUGGAUGCCGUGCUGGGAAAGACCCGUACGGCUCGGGAUAUCACGCUCCGAAAAACUCAAGGACGAGGGGCGAGGGAAACAAAUCAUCCGAGUAACAACCUCCCUGGCGUGGCCCUUUGCCGACCGGGAAGUGGUGUUUCGCGUAAUGGCAGCCGAUGCCAUCGAGGAGGACCGCAGCUGCAUUGCCAUCCAGGCCGUGAGCCAAACGUCGGACGACGAUCCGGUGAUACCGAAGGCGACGAGGGAAGCGGUCCGCGUGGAUUUUUCGAACUUUAUGUUGAUUCAGGCUUGUCCGCCGGACCAUCCGUGCGUCGCUCGAUCCAAGCACCACAGCAACGACAAAGACCACGAGCCACUGAUCUUGAUGAACCUGACGCUGGAGGUCGACCCGCACCUGGGCGUCGUGCCACAGUCGGUGCAAAAUUUUGUCACGAGGACGGUAAUCGGUCGGCUCUGGCUGGCGCUCUUGCACGUCGCGGAAGACGUUCGGGACGGAAAACGUCCGAGGCACAAGGAAGCCAUCGACGCAAAGCCCGAGCUCUACGACUGGAUCAAAGAACGCGUCGGCGUGAUGAUCGAGAACCUGGGGAAAGAGAAAGAGAAGUUAGGGUGCGAACCAAGUAUGUAAGAUAUGUUUGGGAACGUAUUUAAGUGACUGGUUUAAUACUUUUAAUUUUCAGUACUUUCCGUUUUGACUUUUAGAUUGGUAUCAUCCCUUGUUGUAUUCAAUAGUACUAAUUUGACAAAUUUAAAUGGUACAAGUAAUUGAAACUAACGACGACUAGGAAGCUCAAGAGAAUGUUAUUGUUUUACAUGCACUAUUUCAUAUGUCUAAGUUUGGUUCGUCAUAGAAUACAUACUGGCACAGAGCUGCGAAAUGAUACCGAUGUAGAUUGGAUUCGUAAAAGUUUAUCAGAGCUCAAUUUGAAUAGAUUGCUACCCCUUCUUUCCGUUUUCUCGGCCAACUACAAGUUCUAAACAACCAGGGGAGCGCCGACAAAGUGGCAAUAUUGUGAUCCCUCACUUUGUCUUCUGUCCUGGGUUGGUUUUUCACUGAAAGGAAUUGUCCAUAUCUAAGAAAAAUGGAUUGUCUUCAAAGUCAUUAUUACCGUCAUCGUCAUCGUCGUCGUCAUCUUCGUCAUCUUCGUAAUCGUACUCUUCUGCGGAGUUUGUCUCCGUAAGAACAAACAAACCUAUGGGCAUUGGUUCGAGCCCGUAACCGAACAGAACUGAACCUUUCACUAUCAUUUUUGGGCCUCCGUCUUCGUUGUUCGUGCCACAGUUGCCGAGUGUUCCAUCAGGCAUGAUUGUGUCCGACUUUUCACCGGCUUCUCCAACUUGGUCGUUCAGGUACUCGAUUUUCCCCCAGUAUGCUUUUUCGUCAUCCUUCGACAACGACCUCCCCUCACUAAAGACAGAUCCCGAGACCGACCUGCCAAAUCCGAAUCGCAUCACCUGCAUCCAAAUAUGAUCACGUUUUUCCCCUAUCACCGAAAACCUACCUCGCAAAAUAGCAGAGCCACCCAUGCCACCGAUCGUGGCAAACGUAUUGUUUGCAAAGAACUUGAGUUCGAGGACCCUGAUAUUGUGGAGAGGUUUAUCGAGCUCCUCGUCUUCGUUUUUCUUCGCCUUCGGUGGCGGAUCCUCUAAAUGUUUCGA
Messenger RNA from Pseudo-nitzschia multistriata, 2245 nucleotides. The record is from the annotation of a GenBank genome assembly. Lineage: Eukaryota; Bacillariophyta; Bacillariophyceae; Bacillariales; Bacillariaceae.